Molecule: messenger RNA, 1791 nt
Organism: Strongyloides ratti
Lineage: Eukaryota; Metazoa; Nematoda; Chromadorea; Rhabditida; Strongyloididae
Product: Peptidase M20 family and ShKT domain and N-acyl-L-amino-acid amidohydrolase family and Peptidase M20, dimerisation domain-containing protein
Exons: 3
Coding region: 1-1791 (596 amino acids)
Biological process (GO): amino acid metabolic process
Cellular component (GO): cytoplasm
Molecular function (GO): aminoacylase activity
Source: RefSeq, a predicted model, not a curated record
AUGGGUGAAGAUAUUGCUGUUACAAAUUUUAGAAACUACAUUAGAAUUAAUACUGAACAACCAAAUCCAAAAUAUUAUGAAGCAAGAGAUUUUCUUUUUAAAUUGGGUAAAGAAUUAGGUUGUCAAACAUGGGAACAUGAAUGUGUAAAAGGUAAACCAAUAAUUGGGCUAACCCUUCCUGGAGCAGACAUUAAUUUGAAAGCAAUUUUAUUAUAUUCUCAUACAGAUGUUGUUCCAACGUCUAAAUCAGAUUGGAAAUAUGAUCCAUAUGAAGGGGUUAAAGAAGAAAAUGGACUUAUUUAUGGUCGUGGUACACAAGAUAUGAAAUGUGUUGGUAUUCAAUAUAUUGAAGCAUUAAGAAGAUUACAUCAAAAGGGUAUAAAACGCUUUCAAAGAACAAUACAUUUAAUAUUUGGACCUGAUGAGGAAAUUGGUGGUAAAGAUGGAAUGGAAAAGUUUGUUCAAACUGAAGAAUUCAAAAAACUUAACAUUGGUUUUGCUUUAGAUGAAGGCCUUGCUACCGAAGAUGAGGUUUUUAAAGUUUAUUAUGGAGAAAGAUGUCCAUGGUGGGUUAAAUUUACUUGCCAUGGAUCUCCAGGACAUGGAUCAAGAUUUAUUGAAGAUAAUGCAGCAGAAAAAUUACAAUAUAUUCUCAAUAAAGCAUUAGAAUUUAGAGCAUCAGAAAAAGCAAAGUUAGAAAGUGAUUCUAAUAAAAAUUUAGGAGAUGUAUCUACUUUAAAUGUGACAAUUAUUAAUGGAGGAGUUCAAGCUAAUUGUCUACCAACUGAAUUUGAAGUGACUAUUGAUAUGCGAGUAAAUCCAAAUUAUAAUUUUGAUGAAAUUGAAAAAAUGCUUGAUAAUUGGUCAAAAGAAGCUGGAAAAAAUGUUGAAUUAGAAUAUUUACAAAAACAUUACCCACCAUGUAAAGCCAUUUUUGAUAGAAAUAAUAAAUUUGUUAAUACAUUCGCUACAACACUCGAAAGUAUGGGAUGUAAAUAUGUCACUGAAAUAUUUACCGGUGCAACUGAUUCAAGAUUUAUAAGAAAAACUGGUAUACAAUCAAUUGGUUUCAGUCCAAUGAAUAAAACGCCUACACUCCUUCAUGAGCAUAAUGAAUGUUUGAAUGAAAGUAUUUUUUUGAAAGGAGUAGAAAUAUAUGAAAUUUCCUUCAUUGAAGCUGAUGACACUAUUACAUGUACACAAAAUCCUGAUUGUACGGGUGGUUUUAAAUGCAUGAAAGAUGUACCCAGAGCUUUAGAUAAUAGCCUAGAAAUGUAUUGUGUUAAUCAAUGUGUACCAAACAAAGUAGCUGAACAAUGUGGAGAUAGUGAAACCUGUGAAUUAAAAAAAGAUGUUAAUGAUGUAGAUUUCUUGACAUGUGUUAAGUCUGCUGAAUGUAUUAAUGAUAAUUAUUGUGAAAAAAUGAAUUCUCAGAAACCAAUUUGUAAUUUAUACACACUUAAGUGUGUAGAAAAAGAAGUUUCUACCACUACUACAAGUACUACUGCUAGAACAACUACAAAAACAUUGUGUAGAGAUUUAAUAGUUGGUGGUCGAAAUGAUUGUCAGGCUCAUGCAGCACAAUGCAAAGACCCAAUAUGGCUUGAUUUGAUGAAGUCUAAAUGUCCAAAAACCUGUGGUUACUGUGAUACAACGUCAGGUGGUACUAUUAUUUCUUCUGGUUGUGUAGAUCUUUCUCCUAAAUGCCCCAAUUUAAAACAUCUUUGUAAAAACUUAUUAUACAGAAAUCUAAUGAAACAACAAUGUCAAAAAACUUGUGGAUACUGUUAA